Messenger RNA from Limulus polyphemus (Atlantic horseshoe crab), 3762 nucleotides. RefSeq names its product FYVE, RhoGEF and PH domain-containing protein 1-like. The record is from RefSeq and is a predicted model, not a curated record. Gene Ontology annotation, cellular component: cytoplasm. Gene Ontology annotation, biological process: cytoskeleton organization; filopodium assembly. The transcript has 18 exons. Bases 484 to 3519 code for a protein of 1011 amino acids. Gene Ontology annotation, molecular function: metal ion binding; guanyl-nucleotide exchange factor activity. Lineage: Eukaryota; Metazoa; Arthropoda; Merostomata; Xiphosura; Limulidae.
UCAUCGAGACAUCUAAAUUUAGAGUUUUAAAGUAUUGUUAUUAUCAACAACCCUCAGAAACGAUAUCCCACAUUUCACAUUAGUAAUAUGUGUACACUUUCCCAUCCAGUCUCUCUUUCCCUACCCUGACGGUUGUUUGGGUGUUUACAGAGUCUGUGACACUCCCUUCCCCUCAAGUCAAGACUUCCAGACUCCAGAUGCUUCUUUGUGUGUAAGCAUUUCUUGAAUGUUGUGUUGUUUGGUAACACAGUGCAGUUCUUAAUAUAUUUAGUUAGUGAUGGAAAACGGUUACGAGGUUUGUAGGUAGUCAAGUUUGUAGGGUAACACUCGUGUAACCUCCAGAAGAUAUCGAUCUAGACGAGGGUAAGCUGAUGAGCGCUGGUAACAGCGUCAUCCACCGGGCUAAGGUGAAUUUUUUUACGUGUGCGAAGACUUCAUGACGGUAGCUAAAAGGGAUAACGAUAAUGAGAUCUUUUCCUUCACAUGUCUCCGGAACCCACCGCCGUGUCCCAGGAGGAUGCCGGUGGGACAAACAUGGAUGCUUUGACUCCCACAAAGGACGAGAUACAAGUGCGAUUGAUAGGUUUCUCCGCAGGUGAAAAACCCGUUAACUGGAAAAAACCUUGUUUGAACUCAUCACUUGUAAUAACAGUUAAUGGCCGGAGAAGUCCCAGACAUGGCAUCCCGCCAUCACCAAAGUCUGAAAAGGUGAAACUUACAGGAUUCUUCUCUCAUAGUGACAAUCACCGGGGCACAAAUGAAAUAAAAACAAUGAACGAUAAUUUCAGAGAAACUUCAGGGAGGAUUUUUAAAGAUUCUCUUUGCGAUAAAGAACGACAAGAAAGACUAGCGCAAUUAAUGAAAGAAACUCAAGAACGGUUUUCUCGCGUUCGUAAAAACGAACACAACUGGCACAGUGAAAUGUCGUCUGGAAACGCGACUCACAACGCGAAAAGCUUCUUUGAGGAAACGCGAAAAAAAAAAUCUGUGGAUAAUAGUGAUUUGUUUGCAGAAUUUGUGCGAAAAAACCAAGAAAAGUUUCAACAUUUAUUGCAGGAAAACAACAUGGCUUCUGCGUUCAGCAAUUUUACUCAAAAAGCGACAAGUAUGUGUUUUGACAAUGCUACAUUGGGUAAAGAUAAGGACGAAAUCACAAUUGCAGAGAAAAGAGAAGCAUUUAGUCAAGCGCGAAGUUUUAGUGCUAGUAACGCAAGCUUUGUGAAUUUUAGAACUAGUGCACAGUGUAACGGAAUGCCAAAUAUUAACUCAAAUCAAGUGAAUGGCUCCUCUUCGGAACCGCUUACUUCUUCUCAGUUUCAGCACGCCACCAACAACGCUUGUGGUUUUACAAGUUCUUAUUCUGCAUUUUGUCACCAAAGGCAAGAGUUUAAAAAAUCGGCCAGUGGUUCCAGUUGUUCCACAGCCUGUUUGUCAAAAACUGGUGCUUAUAACCCUAGUGAAGGUUCAAAAUCAGACCUUCGAAAUCCUCCGUUUGCCAGCUUUCCCAGUUUCCAAAGUAUAUACCCCGUCACUAUUAACCUUGCGUCUCCCACAAACGUUGACCUCAGAACAAGUACAAGUGGGGCCUAUCACAUGACGUCAUCAAGAAAUACGUUCGAAUAUUGUGGAGAUACGAACACAUACAGGUUCAGCACAGAACAUGUCAUUCAGAGAUAUGAACAAGGUUAUGACAGUAUAUCAGAGAGUGAAGAUGAAGAAGAAUCACUGGAUGAUGCCAUCAGCACAGCAGGAGAACCCAGUGAGUGUGAUGAUAACAGUGUACAAGAUGUGGACAUUCCCAAUAGCUCUGGAUGUGUGCUGCCCCUUGAGUAUGGCCUUAAAAGGGAGAAGAUGGAAAAGAUACAGCAAACUCUUCACAGGAUUGCCAUGGAACUGAUGACAACUGAGAGAACUUAUGUGUCAAUUUUGCACUUGCUGGAUCAGGUCUUUGCAUUUCGUGUUGACCAAGAGAAUCGAGCUCACUCAAUGUUUCCACAAGAGGUUGUUACACAGAUGUUUUCAAACCUUAAGUCACUUUACAAACUCCAUCACGACUUCCUACUUCCACAGCUAGAGGAAAGGCUUGAGAAUUGGGAAACUGAGAGCAAAAUAGGAGAUAUCAUGAAGAAUUUUGCUCCUUUCUUGAAGAUGUACACAGAAUUUGUGAAAAAUUAUGACAACUCAAUGAACCUGAUCAAUUUAUGGUGCAACAAACAUCCUCGUUUUGCACAGAUAAUGGAUGAUAUCCACAAGAUGAAAGAAUGUGGUAACCUAACCUUACAACAUCACUUGCUAACUCCAGUCCAGAGGGUUCCCAGGUACCAGUUGCUGUUAAAAGACUAUUUAAAGAAACUACCAGAAGACUCAGCAGAUAGAGCUGAUACAGAAAAAGCUCUUGAGCUGGUGUCUACAGCUGCUACACAUGCAAAUGAUGCUAUGAAGAAAAUUGAUAAAUUUAAAAAAUUACUGGAGGUUCAAGAAAUGAUAAGUGGUGUUGUAGAUCUUGUUAGUCCUACUCGAGAACUUCUGAAGGAGGGAAAAAUUAUCAAGAUUUCAGCUCGAAGUGGUGAUCAUCAAGAGCGUCAUUUAUUUCUGUUCAAUGACUUCUUGUUGCUGUGUAGUCAAAGGUUAAUCUCCAAUCGAGUGGUCUCUGGCCCAUGCUUCCGAGUGAGGGCAAAACUGGGUGUGGAAGGGCUUGUGAUAGAGGAGGGUGACAAUCUUGAAACAGCUAAUACAUUCUACAUCCGCAGCACUGGAAGAUCCAUAGAACUCUACACACAAACUAUGAAAGAGAAAAUUGCUUGGAUGGAGGCAUUAGCCAAGGCAGUACAUGAUCUCACCCAAAGAAAAAGUUCAUUGAGAAUUGGUGAGCUUUCAUCUCUAGAGGGCAUGGAACUAGGAACUCGAGCACCAACAUUUAUCAAGCAUGAUGCAAUUAAUCAUUGUAUGGUCUGUGGUAGCCAGUUCAACACUUUUUCUCUCAAAAGAAAACACCAUUGCCGAGCCUGUGGAAUUGUAGCUUGUAACAAAUGCCUUUCCCAGAAGUCUCCACUACCUUAUGAUAACAAUAAAACUGGUCGAGUAUGCACCCAGUGCCAUGAUAUCCUCUCUCACAGUCCCCAGGGAAAGGAAGAUGAUAGUCAGAAGGAAAAUAUUGAAAGUCCUAUCAAAAGGAAAGGAAUUCUGGAGGUUAAGCCAUCUGACUCAGCUGUUGUUAGUAGCUACCUACACAUGAGGUCAAGAAGUAGAAUAUGGGUACAGAGAUGGUUUUCUCUGCAUGAAGAUUUUGUUUUGUAUUCAUUUAGAUCACAUGAGGAUGAAAGAGCCCUGACUUCUGUACCUGUUCCUGGAUAUACUGUAGCAAUACCAGAUAAAGCUGAGAACAUUGAUGGAAGAGAGAAUGUUUUCAAGUUAUUCCACAAGAAAAAAGUAUAUUAUUUUCAAGCUGUUGAUGCAGAUGAACAAAAAAGGUGGAUGUCAGCCUUGGAAAAAGCAUCACGAGCGGAGUUCCUGAGCUGACAACAUGAAGUGUAUCCAUAAUUGCAUUCUAUUUUUACAAGUCCAUGAUUCUUCUCAGUUGAAAGCAAGUUUGACAAGACAUUUGUACUCUACUAGCUUUGAUGAUCAUCUUCUGUACUUCAACUAGAAUAUUGUUUACACGCUAGUCGAGGCAUCUGAUAACUAUAAGGUCGUACAAUUAGUUUGAGCCAACCAUUGACUGAAAUCUCAAAAUUCCAGGCUUUUGUUUUUUUAUAAUAAAAA